This is a messenger RNA of Balearica regulorum gibbericeps (East African grey crowned-crane), 1864 nucleotides long. The record is from RefSeq and is a predicted model, not a curated record. NCBI's taxonomy places the organism in Eukaryota, Metazoa, Chordata, Aves, Gruiformes, Gruidae.
AUGGUGAGCAGAGCUGGAUCCACUUUAAGCCCUGUAAAGAAACCGUGUACAGAGUCAGAUGGUUCAGAGCCGCAGAAUCCCAGGUCUAUGGAAAUGCAAGAUUUAGCCAGCCCUCAUAAUCUUGUUGGAAGCAGUGAUGCGCCGGGUAGUUCCAAACUGGAUAAACCUAAUCUCAGUAGCACAUCAGUUACAACAAAUGGAACAGGAGGAGACAACAUGACUGUGUUAAAUACUGCAGACUGGUUGCUGAGUUGCAGCACUCCCUCUUCUGCAACAAGUAUGAGAGACCCUGGUACAACAUUGCAUGAUUACCUGAGCACAAAUCAAGUGUCUCUUCUUGCAGUCAAAACAGAACCCAUGAACAGCAGUGAAACAACAACAACAACUGGAGAUGGAUCGCUUGACACUUUUACUGGGUCAGUAAUAACAAGUAGCGGCUACAGCCCAAGAUCAGCGCACCAGUACUCUCCGCAGAUAUAUCCCUCCAAGCCCUAUCCACACAUUCUUUCUACACCAGCAGCUCAAACAAUGUCUGCCUAUGCCGGACAAACCCAGUAUUCAGGAAUGCAGCAACCAGCGGUCUAUACAGCCUACUCUCAGACGGGACAGCCGUACAGCUUGCCCACUUACGAUUUGGGUGUAAUGUUGCCAGGCAUCAAGACGGAAAGUGGGCUCUCGCAGACCCAAUCACCGCUGCAGAGCGGGUGCCUCAGUUACAGCCCAGGGUUUUCCACCCCACAGCCAGGCCAAGCACCCUACUCUUACCAGAUGCCAGGUUCUAGUUUUACACCAUCAUCCACUAUUUACGCAAACAACUCUGUUUCAAAUUCUACAAACUUCAGUAGUUCACAACAGGAUUAUCCAUCAUACACAGCUUUUGGCCAAAAUCAAUAUGCACAGUAUUACUCAGCAUCAACAUAUGGUGCAUAUAUGACCUCAAACAACACGGCUGAUGGCACUUCAUCAUCAUCAACCUACCAGCUGCAGGACUCUCUCCCUGGCCUGACUAGUCAACCAGGUACAGAUCUACAUUCAGGGGAGUUUGACACAGUGCAGAGCCCCUCCACGCCAAUCAAAGAUCUUGAUGAGAGAACAUGUAGGAGUUCUGGGUCAAAGUCUCGAGGUAGAGGGCGGAAGAAUAAUCCAUCACCCCCACCGGACAGUGACUUGGAGCGUGUAUUUGUUUGGGAUUUGGAUGAAACAAUCAUAGUUUUUCAUUCGCUGCUUACAGGAUCCUACGCACAGAAGUAUGGCAAGGAUCCACCAAUGGCAGUGACCCUUGGACUGCGAAUGGAAGAAAUGAUUUUUAAUCUUGCUGACACACAUUUAUUUUUUAAUGAUUUAGAGGAGUGUGAUCAAGUUCAUAUAGAUGAUGUUUCUUCUGAUGAUAAUGGACAAGACCUAAGUACCUACAGUUUUGCAACUGAUGGCUUCCAUGCAGCUGCAAGUAGUGCAAACCUUUGUCUGCCAACAGGUGUAAGAGGAGGGGUUGACUGGAUGAGGAAGCUGGCUUUCCGUUACAGAAGAGUAAAAGAGUUGUAUAAUACUUACAAGAACAACAUAGGAGGCCUCCUGGGUCCCGCUAAGAGAGAUGCAUGGUUGCAAUUAAGAGCGGAGAUUGAAGCUCUGACAGACUCCUGGCUAACAAAUGCACUUAAAUCAUUAUCAAUUAUCAGCACAAGGAGUAACUGUGUAAACGUAUUGGUGACAACAACCCAGCUUAUCCCAGCACUUGCAAAAGUUCUGCUAUACAGCUUAGGAGGAGCUUUUCCUAUUGAAAAUAUUUACAGUGCAACUAAAAUAGGUAAGAAAAUGAUUCUUUCGUCUAUUCUGACUAUACUGCACUACCAAAAUUUUUUUGCCA